Molecule: messenger RNA, 4426 nt
Organism: Gadus chalcogrammus (walleye pollock)
Lineage: Eukaryota; Metazoa; Chordata; Actinopteri; Gadiformes; Gadidae
Gene: abi1a
Product: abl-interactor 1a
Exons: 12
Coding region: 140-1891 (583 amino acids)
Cellular component (GO): intracellular anatomical structure; lamellipodium
Molecular function (GO): SH3 domain binding
Source: RefSeq, a predicted model, not a curated record
AUGGGGGGUUACGCCGAGCCGAGAGCAGCUCGCAUCCCACAAUAGCGACGGAGUUUGUCAAGCAAGCGCUGCUGGUGGUUUUCAAUCUAAAAGGGGGAGAAAGCUAGCCCGGGGAAGCUCUGCGGAGGAGAGAUGUAAAAUGGCAGAGCUACAAAUGCUGUUAGAGGAAGAGAUUCCGGCCGGUAAACGUGCGCUUGUGGAGAGUUACCAGAACCUGACCAGAGUAGCUGACUACUGCGAGAACAACUAUGUCCAGGCCCAGGACAAACACAAGGCCCUGGAGGAGACCAAGGCCUACACCACCCAGUCCCUGGCCAGCGUGGCCUACCAGAUCAAUGCCCUGGCCAACAAUGUGCUGCAGCUACUGGACAUCCAAGCAUCGCAGCUCCGCCGCAUGGAGUCCUCCAUCAACCACAUCUCCCAGACGGUGGACAUCCACAAGGAGAAGGUGGCCCGGCGAGAGAUCGGCAUCCUGACCACCAAUAAGAACACGGCGCGCACCCACAAGAUCAUCGCGCCGGCCAACAUUGAGCGGCCCGUGCGCUACAUCCGCAAGCCCAUCGACUACAACGUGCUGGACGACGUGGGCCACGGGGUCAAGUGGCUAAAAGCCAAGCAACAUGGAAACAAUCAGCCAAUCAGAGGUGGCGGAACUCUGUCGAGGACCAAUCCCCCGACGCAGAAGCCCCCGAGCCCGCCCAUGGCAGGGCGGGGCACCUUGGGGCGCAACGCGUCCUACAAGACCCUGGAGCCGGUGAAACCGCCAACGGUGCCCAACGACUAUAUGACCAGCCCCGCCCGGCUCAGCCACCAGAACAGCCCCGGCCGCACGGCCUCCGUCAACCAGAGGCAACGCACGCACAGCGGGAGCAGUGGGGGCAGCAGCAGCAGAGAGAACAGCGGCAGCAGCCUGCCCAUCGCCGUGCCAACGCCCUCCAUCCCCAACUCUGGACCAGUCCAGUUCUUGUUCCCUCCCCUUGGAGCCCCACCCCCACCCCCACCCCCACCUACUCCUCCUCCUCCUCCACCCCUCCUGCCGGCACCCCCCAUGUCGGGGCUAGCCAACCCACCUCCUCCUCCACCCCUAGCCGUGAUUCCUGGGCCAGGCCUGGGCCCCGUCCCAAUGUCUCAGUUCGGGACCAUCUCGCGGCAGAUCUCGCGCCACAACUCCUCCACCUCCUCUUCCGUCUCCAUGGUUUCGGCCACGGGAACCUACCGCCGCGCGCCCUCCACCACCUCCCAGUUCUCCCUGCAGCAGCAGCAGCAGCAGCUCCAGCAACAGCAGCUCCAGCAGCAACAGCUACAACAGCAGCAGCAAUUUCAGCAGCAGCAGCAGAUACAGAUUCAACAGCAGCAGCUACAGCUGCAGCAGAUGGCGCAGAUGCAGCAACAGCAAAUGCCUCACAUUAACGGAGGCACCCCUGGUUAUGGGCUGAACUCAAUGUCUAUCGCCCCUCCUCCGCCUCCCAUGCCACAGCUGACACCUCAAAUUCCACUCACUGGCUUUGUGGCCAGGAUGCAGGAGAGCAUCGCGGAUUCGCCCACCCCCCCGCCUCCACCACCGCCCGACAGCAUGGCGCUGUUCGACGACUCCCCCCCGCCGCCUCCCCCUCCCCCCGUGGACUACGAGGAGGAGGAGGCGGCUGUGGUCCACUACAGCGACCCCUACGCCGACGGAGACCCCAACUGGGCCCCCAAGAACUACAUCGAGAAAGUGGUGGCCAUCUACGACUACUCCAAGGACAAGGAUGACGAGCUAUCCUUCAUGGAGGGCGCCAUCAUCUACAUUAUCAAGAAGAACGACGACGGCUGGUACGAGGGCGUGUCCGGUAGCGUCACCGGCCUCUUCCCCGGGAACUACGUGGAGUCCAUCAUGCACUACGCCGACUGAGCUAGCCGCUAGCCGCGCUAGCUAAAAGACGCCGCCUUGUGACGCAAGCUUGCUACUGACUGUCAGCGAUGUUAGCUAGUAGACUUUAGUUAGCCGAGGCCAGUUAGAGACGCUAGCUAGCCGAGGCCAGUUUGCGACGCAAGCUAGCCGAGGCCAGUUUGCGACGCAAGCUAGCCGAGGCCAGUUUGCGACGCAAGCUAGCCGAGGCCAGUUUGCGACGCAAGCUAGCCGAGGCCAGUUUGCGACGCAAGCUAGCCGAGGCCAGUUUGCGACGCAAGCUAGCCGAGGCCAGUUUGCGACGCUAGCUAGCCGAGGCCAGUUUGCGACGCUAGCUAGCCGAGGCCAGUUUGCGACGCUAGCUAGCCGAGGCCAGUUUGCGACGCUAGCUAGCCGAGGCCAGUUUGCGACGCUAGCUAGCCGAGGCCAGUUUGCGACGCUAGCAAGGCGAGGCCAGUUUGCGACGCUAGCUAGGCGAGGCCAGUUUGCGACGCUAGCUAGGCGAGGCCAGUUUGCGACGCUAGCUAGCCGAGGCCAGUUUGCGACGCUAGCUAGGCGAGGCCAGUUUGCGACGCUAGCUAGCCGAGGCAAGUUUGUGACGCUAGCUAGCCGAGGCCAGUUUGUGACGCUAGCUAGCCAUGGCUAGUAAGCGACCCUAGCUAGCCGAGGCCAGUUUGCAAUGCUAGCUGGUCAACUUCAGUUAGCGAUGCUAGCAGGGCCAAUGCGUGGUGGCGGCGUAUUUAUUGAUACCGCGAUCCUGGUCUAAACUCGAGACCACUGCCGCCAGGUCAAACCCCAAACACCCCCCAUCCUAACGUAUACGUAGGCACAACGUUUAACUGCUUUUCUUUUUGAUAUCACAAUGUUAUUGCCCCCUUAACAAAUAUGUUUGCAAAUAAAUAAAUAAAAAAUGUUUAUCGAUAAGAGUUUAUUUUGCGGUUUGCAUACCGGGGAGGGGAGAGGAGGGAUUUGUUGAAACGUAUAAACAGGGAAAGAUUGCAAAGUCUUGGAACUGUACGAUGGAUCGGAUACUCUAGUUCAGUCUCUGGAAGUCUGGGAAUACCGAGACUGAUCGUUGCAACCAAGCUCGAGAACAGCAACUUUUACAACACUUCUUAAAUGUACUACAGAUUCCUGACGGCUACUUGGAUGAUGAACUUGGGUCAUGUUUCCCGCCAUUAUGGGAUUUAUUGGUCGGUCCAGUAAACCAAGUCAACAUAUGGGUAAAGCGAGCUCAGAUGAUUCCUUAAAAGACACGUUUUUUUAAUCUUAAUUAAGGGCUGUGAAUAAAAGAUAAAAAAAAAAAGAUAACAUAUUGACUUGAACAGGCGAGCUGACGGAUUGACAUACGCUUAUUUAUGUAUGCAAAUCAUACAGAAUGGUUGUGACUCAGGGUUGUGUCGAAUGCGGCAGAACUCUCAAUGCGCUCUUAAUUUGGUAGUUCUCUAAUUGUAAAUACAAUUAGAGUCUCUAAUUGUAUGUAAUGGUUAAUUCACUGCCUGCCCAUUACCGAUGGCUGUCUGGGAUUAUGCUAAUCUAAUCAACCACAAUACUAAUCCCAAUACCAAUAAAUCUUGUCUAGGUAUGUAUGGACAAUUAUAUAUCCUGAAGGCAAAUUACACAGGAAAUUCACAUCAUGGUGAGAAAGCAUGCAAUAUAGAAUUUAUGAAAUGUAUUACCGUUUAUGUUGUCAAUAUAUACAAAUUGAUUUGUUUUUAUUGCAUUGUUUAAUUUGUUGUACUGUCCAAAUCACUGAAUGAUUUAGAAUUUUUAAUAAGAACUUUUUCAGGGCUCCGGUUUUUAAAAUGCUGAUUUUCGUUUGGUUCAGAAUUUGAACACUUCAGUUUCACAUCUUGAUUAUGGCUUUCAAUGUCAGACGCAUUGUUUAUAACUUUUUACUUCUAUAAAAUAUGUGGAGCAGUCCAAAUGUCAUGGCCUAUUGAACAAUGUCUCCGGAGGGAAACUAGGCGUUCCCCGUCUUCUCCGGGUUAUGUUUCAGUUUGAGAUGACUUGCCAAUCACUGCCAGCCCUCGCCGAGCAAAAAAAGGAAAUCUGAAUCUGAGAUUAUGAGGAAAGGGUUGUGAGUGAUUGAAUUGAUCUUUCAGCUUUGAUUUGUCAAGCUAUAGAUUAUUCUAGUGUAUGAUUAACGCAUCACCCUUUACCUCACAAGAGGGUGCAACAUAAUGGCCUGAUUGGGUGAUUUCUCCCAUGAUGCCUUGCAUUUCCCCAGAUCCUUAAUCUGACCAGAACCUAAAAAAUAAUACCCUACCAUUUGCAAUGCAUCAUGGGAAAUAAACUACAGAAAAAAAAAGGUGGUUGCAUCAAAACAAAAAAGGGGCUUUGAUUAAUGAGCAUCUUUUUGUUUCCAUGGGGAAUGCAUUAAGUUUGGUUUAAUUUGAAACGAGGAUGUACACAGAAGUUCAGAUUCAUGGCUAGAAAACUUAAUGGGUCCAACAUCUCUGCCCCUACAUUGUAUAUAUAAUGUGUUCAUUGAAAACUUAAUGUACAGUCUUUUAUAAUAAACCAUUAUAUGUACAA